Molecule: messenger RNA, 3738 nt
Organism: Xiphophorus maculatus (southern platyfish)
Lineage: Eukaryota; Metazoa; Chordata; Actinopteri; Cyprinodontiformes; Poeciliidae
Exons: 10
Coding region: 1547-2275 (242 amino acids)
Source: RefSeq, a predicted model, not a curated record
UUUGUAGCAGGACUUUGACUGGAUUACGUGGCAAAUUCAAACUGACUUCAUCCUGAACGCAGCUGGAAAUAUGGCCGCUGAGAGGCAGAGGACUGGCUUCCUAUUAGUUUUUCUUUUCUGGCCUUGGAAUAAAGUUACUGCAGUUUGUAAUAAUCUGGUUCUUGUUGUCUUCCAAUGGAAAAGCAGGGCUGAAAGGUUCUUGUUGUUCAUAAAAAUGACUCCUGGUCGAGUUUUCCAUCGAUGUCAAACAAAAGCGACAGCAGUCGUAAGUUUCUGGUUUGACGUGAUGAUGACUCCGCUUCGUCUCGUUCAUCAACUGAAAAACAAAUUUAAGAUGAAAACCCCCCUGAAUUUGGUGAAAUGGGAACUGGAGAAGCAGAAACAUCAACUCAGAGCAGAACUAGAGCAAAUUGAGACUGAAAGGAAGAAAAACAGAAAUGACCUUCAGUCUGUGGAGGAAUUAAUAUCCCAGAGAGAAGUUUCUGAUGGUGAGAGGUUGUUAAUAAAAAAAGAAGAUCUCUUAAAGUCCCAGUGGAAACUGGAUGAACAGAAGAAAGUAUGUGAAAAAAAGAUAUUGAACAUAGAAAAGGCCCUGGAACCCAUAGAGAUUUAUGAGUACAAUAAAUGAACAGAAAUAGGAAAACUUGAAAUAAUUUGGUUUGUCAGUAUUUUAGCAAUUUUCAAAUCUGCAUUUUACAGAAGAGGGUUAAGACUUUAUUUUCAAAACUGUCUUUUCUGAAAAAAGUCAGAUAUUCAGUUGGAGCUGAUAUUUUUUUAAGUGACUCUAAUCUGAAUCCAACUUACUAUGUAAAGUAAAGUCAUUGUUUUUGAUAAUCAGUACAUAUAUUUUUAUAAUCAUUCAUCAACUUUAAGUCAGUAAUAGUUAUAUACAUGAAUUUGGGUAUAAAAUGCACCUUAUGAAUAUUUUCAUGUUUUUCUAAUUACCACAUUCCCUCUGCCAGUUCAGAUAUGUUUAACCGUUAUUUUUAAAAAGUUUUUUUUUCCUCUAAUUUAUUAAUAGUAUUUAGUAGAAACAUUGGUAAGUGUGAGCAGGCUGGAAAAUAUAAUAAAAAUGAUCACAAUUGUAUUUGUCUUUUUGUUCUCGUCUUUUGUCCUUUUUUUAAUUCAAUGACUUUAAAAUUAAUUUUUCAGUAAAUUUUCUGGGACUCUCAGAUUGUUGAAACUUCAUCCUCAGAUCAUCUGACCUUAAAAUAUUCAAAACUAGAGUAAAAAUGGUGGCAGCAGUAAACAAUCACAUCUAAAAACAUCUUUAAAAAUUUCAAUGUAAUCCAUUUGAAAAGUACAAAUUUUACAGAAAGUCAAAUUCUAAGAUCUGUAAAGAAAGAAAUCUGCACUCCAUGCAUUCCUAGGUCUGAGCUAGAAUAUGUAGUUCAUUGCAUAAUUGCAUACACCCAUUUUAUUACACAUAAUGUGGGUAAAGUACAGAUCCAGCCCUUUACCAGCUGGGUGAGGUUAUCGACUUAAAGCAGCUUCUUCAAUAAAAAAACACGUCUUAACAGAGAGGUUUCUGGCUCCACUAAUUAUCAUGGGUUAUAAAAUCGUAUCUGUUCUCGCAUCUGUUUUGGCUUUUUCCUCGUGGACCUAUUAUUUUCCAGUUGAUAAGCCAACAGAUCACAGGAUGGUUAAUCUUCCAGUGCAAAUGCAGUCAAUAAAAAAGCUGGAAGAACAGGAAAGGAAACUGAAAGAGCAGCAGGUUGUAGUUGUAAAGCAGAAAGAAGACUUCAAAAGAGAACCUGUAAUAGAUGUGACUACGCUACAUCGCUCAGAAAAACUCUCCUUCACGUCUACAGUCUCCACUGUGAGUGGAUCUCUCCCUCUUGGCUCAGUCUUCAACAUUCUUCUGAUCCACAUGUGUGGAGCUGAUCUGGUGGCAGCUGUGUCUGCAGGGAUUCUCCACCUGUUCUCCAUCAGCGUCUUCAUCGACUUGGUGUUUGGGAUGAUCACUCUUCAUUACGUUAACAAGAUGAAGCGUGAGAGAGAAGAACUACUGAAGACAAACUCUGAGCUUCAGAGGAAGCUCCAGGUGACGGAGCAGGACUGCAGCGAUGAAGCUGCUGUGCUGCAGGAAGUGAAGAACAAACUGAAGACAUGGAUGCAUCACAUCAGAGUCACAGCGGAGGACAUGGAGGCCGAGACAGAAGAAACCAAACAGAAGCUUCAGGCACGAGAGAAGGAAGUGAACAUUUCUAACCAAUCUGAGUUUCUGCUGGUAGGGAAUGAAAAUGUAAUGCAGGUGGAAACUGGACAAGACUAAGAAAAGAUUAAAAACAAGAGUUUUUAGAGGGAGAAUAAUUGGUUGAGAUAAUCAACACAGAAAAGAUUCAUAUUUUUAUUGUAAAAGGUUACAGAAUGAAAAGCCAUAAAGGUUUAAAAAUGAACCUGGCUACUGACUCUGAUGGUCUAUAUUUUUGUAUUUAUUUUUUUCUUUUUGGUGACUGAAUGUACUUUACCAAUUUUAUUAACUUUUUUUUGCAAGUAUUAUUGGACUAAUGCAAUAAUACUUGUCAGUUUUAUCAAUCAAUCAAUCAAUCAAUCAAUCAAUCAAUCAAUCAAUCAAAUUUUAUUUGUAUAGCACAUUUGAGCAGCAAGGCAUUUCAAAGUGUUUUACAUCAUUACAAACACAGAAACACAAAGCAAGUUUUGUGUUUCUGCAACAAAUUUAUGCAACAUUGUGCUAUAUAUAAUGUGCUUGGAUGGACUUUAAUUGUUUUCACCUGCAUUUUUACAUCGAUUAUAAAUUUGUCAAGAGUUUAACAACAAUGAAACCUGAUUUCUGUUUCCGACAAGAAACCUAAACAAGCAAUAUAUUCGAGUAAUUGUUUUCUAUUAGCAGAUAUGGUGUUUUAUAUUGUAGUUAUUUCAAAUUUAGUCUCAUCAAUUAAAACAUGGGAUGUCAUUAAAAUGUGGCGUCACCUUGUUAUUUUAUUUAUAUAUAUUUUAUUUAUUUAUUGAAUCAUUGUUCCACUGACAGACCUUUAAAAAAAUCUAUAUUUUAUAAAACAAAUGUUUAUUGGGUGUAUUUUGUUUCCACAUUCUCACUGUAAAGGACAAACAUAAUCCUAGAUUUUUGUUUCAGUGAGAAUCCGUUGUUUAAACAGUAGGGGGCAGUGUGGAGCAGCUCAGACGUGCAGUGAUUAUGAUUCACCUGUUUUAUUCCACACUAGUUCAGGUGAAGGACAAUUAAAUGACAAGAAGUGACAACAAGGUUUAAUCAAUAAUUAAUUUUAAAUCUGUGCUUGUAACAUUUUAUUAUUUCCAGCAGAUGGUGCUAUGCGAACAGCUGCCUCAGGAUUAAAAGUAACAAGGAAGACUGAAACGUCAACUCUAAUUCUCAGAAAGGCUGAGAACUCAACAAGCAAGGAAUGAAAUAAGUAUAAGCAAAAAAUAUAUUGUAAAAGAUUUGUUUCACUUCCAGUGAAAUUUAAAUUGUCACAAGCAGACAGAAAACAUCAUGAUUCAAACAAGGAGUAUUUAUUCAUCAAAAUGAUUUUAUUUUAACAAAUACAAAAACUUUUUUACAAUAUCAUGUUCAAACACAAAUAGAAAGAUUUGACACAGGAUUAAUAAACUGAAGCUUUCAACCCACUUUUACAAAGUGAACAAUCAUCAUGCAGCUGUUUUAAGUUACAGACUGAAGCUGCUAAUCACAUUCUUGGCCACCAGAUGUCACUAAAGAGAAGCUUUGAGUGAUGAAUCCAGCGAAGCUUCAAUCACAGG